Mya arenaria is the source of this 1324-nucleotide messenger RNA. Its product is annotated as bolA-like protein 2. The record is from RefSeq and is a predicted model, not a curated record. Gene Ontology annotation, molecular function: 2 iron, 2 sulfur cluster binding. Bases 85 to 339 code for a protein of 84 amino acids. The transcript is spliced from 3 exons. NCBI's taxonomy places the organism in Eukaryota, Metazoa, Mollusca, Bivalvia, Myida, Myidae. Gene Ontology annotation, cellular component: cytosol; nucleus. Gene Ontology annotation, biological process: intracellular iron ion homeostasis.
UGUGACCUCGAACUUCCAAGUAUCGACUGCACCUGUUUUUUAGAUUUAAUCGAAUAUAUUACUAAAUAUAUUAUAUUUGUAGAAAUGCCUAUUUCGGCUAAAGAAUUAGAAGAAAAAUUGAAGAAUGAGAUACAAGCAACUCAUUUGGAGAUUGUAGAUACAUCAGAUGGAUGUGGGGCCAAGUUCCAAGCCCUUAUUGUGUCUCCACAGUUUGAAGGGAAACCAUUGAUCCAGAGACACAGAUUGGUCCAUUCCACGCUAGAAGAAGAGUUGAAGGAUAUACAUGCUUUUUCCAUGAAAACCCUCACUCCAGAACAGUGGCAGAAACAAAACUCUUGAUACAACGACUGUGUUUACAGAAAUCUUUUAUAAGUAGCUAAUCAAGAACACUGCACAUUGGAAUUACCAUUACAAACACUAAUUAUGAAUAAAGAAAAAGAAAGACAAGUAGUAUUAUAUAGUAUUUAAUUACUUGUUUUUAUUAUAAAUCACAGUUGAAAUUAUACAUAUGACUACAGUACCAAUUACAAUAUGUAUGUAAAUUGCUUGUUAGAUUGGGUAUUUGAAGAAAAGGAGGGGCUGUUACAGGAAUCCAAAUCUAAGGUAUCAUCACUGUUGAAUUUAUGAGAAUAGAACUGCAUGCAAGCCACUUUUAUCUGUGAAGAAUUGCAUCUCAGAUUGUAAUCACCAAUGCAAUGGCAUGAAAACCUGCAAUUUUUGCUUUAAGUUUUACUUAAAAAGGGUUUGAUAAAGUUUGCAUGCAAAUCACUUGCUGAUUAAAGACGGUUUAAAAUAAUAAAAUCUGUGUAUUUUUCUAUGUGUAAACUUCUAUUGUACACAUUUCUCAACAAUUUAUAACAUCACUGGUGCCCUUAUCCUGUGUCCAAAAAUCAAGUAACAUAAUUCACGACACAAUGUAAUGUCAAUUUUGACCCAGAUUUUACUCACAAAAUUUACAUUAAGUUUCGCAUGUUACGAUGACGUAAGCCAUUACCAUGCAUCUAUGUAAAUAUAUGUGCAUGCUAAACAUGUCAUAUAAAUGUUCUUCUAAGCAACAUCAACCAUUUUAUAGUUAUUUAAAAAAUAAAAACAAAAAUAUUCAAAUUUAUUGAAAAACAAUGAACGAUGCAGUGCCUUGCAUAUUACCAGUCGUGCCAUCUAAAAUUCAUAAUGACUUUAUCAACAUGAUAUAUCAGUGAAUUAUUUUAAGUGAAAAUAUUACUUUUCAUACUUAAGACAAUUCUGUUUAAAAAGACAAUUCUGUUUACUUUUUAUUCAUUUUCAUUAUUUUCUGUGAUGUACAUAAAUAAAUUAUAGAAUAUUU